AUGGCGCAACCUGAAUUUCUCAGAAAUGACGACGAUUACCCCAACGAUCUACGCGACGCCGCAUUCUUCCGCCGCGGAUGCUGCUUCUUCAGCUUCCCGUGCUUCAGAUCGCGGCGGUUCGAGCGGAUCCCGCCGUCUUCAGGAGAGAGCGAGGUGAUUAGCCGGAACUGGUGGGGACAGGGCGUGGAGGCGCUGAAAAGCGUGCGCGAAUGGUCGGAGCUCGUCGCCGGUCCGAGAUGGAAGACUUUCAUCCGCCGGUUUAAUCAGACCGGCGGCCGGUCGAGGACUGCGAGAUGCCGGUACGAUCCCAUGAGCUAUUCGCUCAACUUCGAAACAGAAGGAUCCGCUCAUUUCCGAGACUUCUCGUCGCGUUAUUCGGCGAUUCCGGGGCAGAAACUCCCGAUCCACGGCGGCACGUGA
Molecule: messenger RNA, 420 nt
Organism: Salvia splendens (bonfire salvia)
Lineage: Eukaryota; Viridiplantae; Streptophyta; Magnoliopsida; Lamiales; Lamiaceae
Exons: 1
Coding region: 1-420 (139 amino acids)
Source: RefSeq, a predicted model, not a curated record